Molecule: messenger RNA, 285 nt
Organism: Necator americanus (New World hookworm)
Lineage: Eukaryota; Metazoa; Nematoda; Chromadorea; Rhabditida; Ancylostomatidae
Exons: 1
Coding region: 1-285 (94 amino acids)
Source: RefSeq, a predicted model, not a curated record
AUGUAUCGAAAGCAAAACAUAGUUGGGCCGGUCACGAGAAGGAUCGACGAUAGAUGGAAUAAAAGAACGCUAGAGUGGAUCCCAAGGGACGCUAAACGCCCCCGAGGGAGGCCGCCAACGAGAUGGGGUGACGUGUUCGCUGCACUGAUGGACCAGCUGAGAGCUCAGCUGGAUACGGCUCAAGGACCUCGUCAACGUCACUCGCGAAGCUUGAGAACAUCUUGGAUGACAAUGGCGAGGGAACGAAACGAGUGGAAGAGAUACUGGGGCCCGCACGUCGAGUGA